CGGGGCUGUCGUCUUCUCCUCGGUCGAGUUGCCGUACGAGGACCUCCUGCGUCAGGAGCUGAGGGCCGUGAAAAAGCGGUUCCUCCAAGAAAACGACUGUCUCACCGAGGAGCGUCUGGAGCGUUUUUUAAAGAAAGCCCUGGAGGCCAGUAAUUAUGGGGUUUCUAUUUUGAAUAACGCCUCUGCCAACUGGAACUGGGAUUUCACCUCAGCGCUUUUCUUUGCCAGCACGGUGCUGUCCACCACAGGGUACGGUCACACGGCACCACUGUCAGAUGGCGGCAAGGCAUUCUGCAUCAUUUACUCUGUAAUUGGUAUCCCCUUCACCCUCCUCUUCCUCACCGCUGUGGUGCAAAGGAUCAUGGUUUUCAGCACGCGUAGGCCAGUUGGAUACAUCCACACUCGCUGGGGUCUGUCAAAGCCACUUGUGGCCAUCGUCCACGCCACUGUGUUGGCCAUGCUGGCAGUCUCGUGCUUUUUCCUCAUCCCUGCUGCCAUUUUCUCAGCCCUGGAGGAGAACUGGAACUUCUUGGAGUCCUUCUACUUCUGCUUUAUUAGCCUUAGCACCAUCGGCCUUGGAGAUUAUGUACCUGGAGAGGCUGCUAACCAGAAGUUUAGGGAACUUUACAAAGUGGGGAUCACUGUCUACCUGAUCCUGGGUCUGAUUGUCAUGCUGGUGGUGCUGGAGACCUUCUGCGAGCUGCAGCAGCUGAAGCAGCUCAGGAAUAUGUUCUACCUAAAGAAGGACAAGCCACAGGACCACCUCGCCAUUUUGGAGCACGACCACCUGUCCUUCACCACAGUGUCCGACAGCAACGCCACCAACUCUGAGAAUAAAAACCAAAUGUUUGUUAGCGUCCCAAAUCCGGCCUCUCCCAUCGACGACCCUAUGAUCCAGUAACAAGCAUCAGAGUCACAGAUGAAGACGAUUCGCUCGUGCUGAAUUCGUCGUGAGUAGAUUGCAGCUUUAUUUGCGACACUUUAUAAUCUGAAACGGACAAAUUGCUCAGACAAAGCUAACGAUCUUCUUUACUGAACCACGAUACUGACAGCAGCAGAGACCGUAUUUAUCUACAUAAUAAGGCAGAAAUGAAUAUUUUAAGUUAGAAUAUAAAAAUAAAAGUCUUCUGCUGUUUUUAGGACUCACAAAAGCCAAGCGCCUUUAAGAGCUGCAUUAUUUAUAACACAGUUAGGAAUAUUUGAUGAAGGAAUUCGGCUCUUGAAUACCGCUGAAAUGUGGGACGAUUUCCCAUCUCAAAAGUGGCGUAUCUUAUAAAUAAGAGUUUCUUGGUGAUUAGUUGGAAUAGAUCAUUAGUAAUUAGGUGGUUUUAAAUCAAGUCAAAAUAUAAAGAAAACAAAAAGAAAAAAAUGAGGUCUUUUUUUAUCAUGUGUUCAUAUUUUUGAGGCAUUUCUCCUACUUAUCUGUGUCAUUGAUCUAAUUUAUCAACGGCUGCUGCAUUCAGACAGGAAAUCAAUGAGAUUUUAUUUAAAAUAUGUAUUCAUUGGGUCUUUUUUUUAAGUUAAUCCUCCCGCUGUCCUAAUGGGUGUGACCCCGCGAGGAAAGUUGACCUUUGAGCAGGGUUGAUGGUUUAUCCCUUGAGGUCCAUGUGGCAGGGGUGAGGAGUGAGCACCACCUCACCCCUGCCACAUGGACCUCAAGGGAUAAACCAUCAGUCCUGCUCUAUGGUCAACUUUCCUCUCGGGGUCACCCAUGAAGACAAUGGGAGGGUUAAACAGGUUGCAGCUGUGCAUUCUCUUCAGCCAUACUGCAUCCAGUGUUGACUUAUUCAUUGAUUUCGCUUGUUUUUUUGGUAAUAUUUAACGUGACCCAAUUUGGAAAGGGAGAAAACGUUUGAUGGACUAGUUCCACAUUUUUUUCACUAAAUACUGAAUAACAAUCAGAAAAUACCAGAUUAAAGUGAGAUCAAGGAAGCUGCUAACUGAAAAAAAAAAAAAAAAAAAAAAGAGCCGAGACAUUUAUUUUAGUCGUUUUCUGGCUGAUUCUUACCUUGGUUGUCUAGAGGUUCUGUAUGUCUCAUUACUAGGAGAAAUAAUGCAUUCCUGACCUGAACAUGUUGCAGUGUGGUGUCGGUUUCGUCCAUGUGUGAAGAGCUAUGGAUUAGCCUGAAGAGUUUAAUGACCAUGGAAAAAGGGAGACCGGUCUGUUUCUACUGUACAGUGGAAUUUGCACAUGAGACGUGGUCAGUAUUUACAGAAGCGGUUUGAAAACUGGAUCAUUUUAUUUGCGUAUUUAUGAAUCCGUCUUUAAAGGGAAAAGAUCAGGACUACGAUUUUACUGUAUUUUAACAAACUGAAUGUAAAAAUGUCUUUUUGUUUUGUUUAUGAUGUGGAAAGUUUACGACUUGUUUUAAUUAAAGAAGCAACGAAUGGUACCUUCAAAAACUUGAAAUGAUUAAUCCAAGCUGGAGUUCAGAAUAUGUACAAUUUUUGAAAAUGUGAUCACAAACAACUGAGACAAUGUUUUUCAGUAACCCUUCAGAGUUGUAGACGUACAGCCACACAAGUACAGGUCAAACUGGAAAAAUGACAACAUGGUGCAAAAGUCAAUUUAUUUCAGUAAUUCAUCGUAGACUGAGAGACCAUUUAAAGGUGCAGUAUGUAAGAAUGUAGUGAGAAUUUUACAGUGAGAAAAUCCCAAAAGAGUCUAAUGUUUCAGUCAUUUUGGAAGGAAGGCUAUACUGAAACAUAAUUCAUAUCCAGCUGACUGUGGGGAUUGUCAGUUUUUCUCCUUUCAAAACAAAAGAAGGAGGGACUAACUCCUGUUUACCAUCCGUGAGUGUGGGGUUGCCGUGUCUCCGGUGAGCUAAUACUGCAGCGCCGACAUUGGUAAUUUGACAAAGGCUGGCAAAAAGCUCCAGAGUUGUUUAAAGUGGUUGCAGUAACCAAAUUUUACCACAGGAUGUUAUUUUGACUUCUUUUCUACAUAAUGCACCUUUAAAAUGACACUGAGCGGUGUCCUGCUACUCUGCCCUAUUGCAAAGGGCAAUUACAACUGUUGUAAACAACCUUGCUGCAGCCUGCUGUAGCUAGCACUAACAACAAGCUAACUAAUACUAAAAUAAAAUGCAAAGUAAAAAGGUCCACACUGUUGGUCAAAAAUAUUACUUACAAGUCCAGUUGCAACAAAGCUAGGUCAUCAUCAGUUUGUAACUUUGUAGCCUCCUUUAGCUCCCUCAAAUUAGCAUAGGCUGCACCGAUGUUCACACUGGUUCUGGCAAUUUGCUUAGCCUCCAAAAACAUUACAAACUUAUUUUUAAUUCAAAGCUCUUAUGUUAAUGACAACAAAAAAAAGGAAACUUCUUUUUCUUCUUGGGCUUUUUAUUUAUGAUCAGCAAACUGAGAAAGCUAACUGCUAGCAAAACAGCUAACAGUCAUAAAGCAGGUAAAGAGCUCCCCCUAUAGAGCUCUGACCAGCAGAGGAAUGGUGUCAAAUAUGAAACUGGUCAAGUUUCUAACGCAACAAUUACUGAGAUCAAAGAUGCGAACGCUUUUGCUUAAAAAACAUUUAGUGUUAUUUUAAAGGCUCAGGAACCCUUUGCAGGUGUUUUGGAUCAGUUCACUGAUUAGAUUGGGACACUUUGAGCCUAGAAUAUUCAACUUUUUCACAAUAUUCUUAUUAUCUGAAAUUUUGAAUUUUGGGUUUCUAUAAGCCAUAAUCAUCACAGUUAUAACAAACAAAGGCUUGAAGUUUCUGGCUUUGCAUGUAAUGAGUGUAUCUCAUAUAAUAGUUUCACCUUUUACGAUGAAUUACUGAACUAAAUUACCUUUUGCGCCAUAUUCUAAUUUUCCAGAUUCACCUGUGAUGUGCAGCACUCCACUAAUGAAAAUGAAAUUGAUCUUGAUCCAAAUGAUCUUGAAUUCUAAGCUCCGUCUUACUACUGAGGUCAUUUAAAGUUUAAAUUUGCUGCAGCGACUUUGACCGCAUCACCUGUUGAAGUCACUUACCAGCUUCAGGUGCAUUCCUAUAAAGAUCCCAUUUGUUAUACAAACCAAUUAGUAUUUCCCACAAAUUGCAUCAGAGAAGGUUGACAUACGAAGGUGAUGAUGUCACAUUGCAUCAGCAUCUUGCUUUUGGGUUUAUGAGCAGCUUCAGAAUAAUCUCAGUCCAGUCUCGCUUCUGUGUCAUAAUUGGUCCUUUUUUUUUCAACUAAAAAUGUAAAACUGAAACAACUGGAGGGCAUUUGGUGACAUUUUAGCCAUAUAAAUUACAAAUGCUCCUUUUAAGUUCACCUAACUUAGCUUCAGCCUCUAUUUUCAUCGGCGUUUGUAUUUUUCUGUGAAGCGUUGAAAGGGUUAGAAACGUGCCUGACAUUCCUGGAAUCCUCUUGGCUUUUAUUUGAUGCUUUUUACUUCUAACCAUCGUUGGCCUUCAUGCACAACUGUGAGACAUCGAUUCUGUUCCUAUUUUCCGCUGUCCAGAUGGGAAAUUUAACAUUUUUUAAAAACUUUUACUGUAAAUCGGUCCAUGUCUACUUAGGCUUUGUUCCUGCAAAGUCACCUCUCACAUCGGACGUGAACGCUGUAAGAUAAAGUAGUUUGUGUGAUUACAAACAGCAUGCACCAAUAUUAUUUAUUAAUGCUGAGAAAGUGAAUAUGUGGAUCCAUGCGUUUUUGUACAUAUCUUGUCAUUUGUUGUGGUGGAUGCCAUAGAUUCCUACGGUUAAGUAUUUCACUGUUACAACACCCAUAUUGUGCUACAGGACUGUCACUGCAAGGGUUAACAAAAAGCUGUAAAAUGUCAGUGCGUCUGAAAUAAAACUGGUUUAUAAUUA
Nothobranchius furzeri (turquoise killifish) is the source of this 4793-nucleotide messenger RNA. It is a transcript of the gene kcnk1b, whose product is annotated as potassium channel, subfamily K, member 1b. NCBI's taxonomy places the organism in Eukaryota, Metazoa, Chordata, Actinopteri, Cyprinodontiformes, Nothobranchiidae. Gene Ontology annotation, biological process: potassium ion transmembrane transport; stabilization of membrane potential. The record is from RefSeq and is a predicted model, not a curated record. Gene Ontology annotation, cellular component: plasma membrane. Gene Ontology annotation, molecular function: outward rectifier potassium channel activity; potassium ion leak channel activity.